Messenger RNA from Nerophis lumbriciformis (worm pipefish), 1912 nucleotides. RefSeq names its product torsin family 4, member Aa (gene tor4aa). NCBI's taxonomy places the organism in Eukaryota, Metazoa, Chordata, Actinopteri, Syngnathiformes, Syngnathidae. Gene Ontology annotation, molecular function: ATP hydrolysis activity; ATP binding. The record is from RefSeq and is a predicted model, not a curated record. Gene Ontology annotation, cellular component: nuclear envelope; endoplasmic reticulum lumen.
UCUACGCAGCUCUUCGAAUUCAGACAACGACGACGAUGAGCGACAUGGACAGCAGCUCGUCAGCCUCCCACACGGAGGAGGAGGAGGAGGAGGAGGAAGAGUCGGAGGAGUCGGGGGGUGAGGAGGACAAAGAGAUGAAGAUCAAAGACCGCGAGGGUCCCGCCCCCAGCCUGUCCAGCUUGUCGUCCACGGUGCGGGCCGUCAUCCGCAUCAAGCAGAAGUACCAGGCCUUGAAGAAACGGCGCCAGGAGAUGGCGCUGGUCCUGGGGGGCCACGGGGGCCUGGCCGGGGCCCCGUGCCGCAGCAGCCCCAAAAUCUUCACCUUUGACGCCACGACAGCGUCCAGCCACUCGUCGCUGUCCUCGUCCACGUGUCCGCCGCGCAAGAAGAGGAAGAGGAAAAGGCGGGUGUUGUACCCCAACAGGAGGCGCCGGCGAGCGCCCAAAGGGGAGCACAGCCCGGCGGAGUAUUGUCUCUACCUGCUCAGCGCCAUCGUCUUCCUCCAGGUGUACAACGCCAUCGAGAACCUGGACGACCACGUGCUGCGAUACGACCUGGAGGGUCUGGAGAAGACCCUGAGGAGGGAGGUGUUUGGCCAGCAGGGUGCGGUGGAGGGUCUGCUGUCCCACCUGAGGGACUACCUGUCCACGUACGUGCACAACCGGCCGCUGGUGCUGUCCCUGCACGGGCCGGUGGGCGUGGGCAAGAGCCACCUGGGGCGCCUCCUGGCGGGACACUUCCGCUCGGUGGUGGGCGAGUCCCUGGUCCUGCAGUACUACGUGCUGCACCGCUGCCCCCAGGAGGCCCACGCCCCGCGGUGCGCCCGAGACCUGCGCGCCCUCAUCUCCGCCAUGGUGGAGCGGGCGGAGGAGGAGGAGAAGAUCCCGCUGCUGGUGUUCGACGAGGCGGAGCACAUGCACCAAGACCUCCUGGACGCGCUGCACGGCCUGGUGGCGUCCAAGCAGCCCAACCAGUUCCUCAACGCCGUCUACGUCUUCCUCAGCAACCUGGGCCACCGCGACAUCACCAAGCACGUGCUGCACAACGUCUCCGCGGCGACGGGAGGAGGCGGUCGCCGCGGAGACCCGCUCGGCGAGCUGACGCCGGCGCUGCGGGGGUCUCUGGAGAGGCGCCACGCGCUGUGGACACAGGCGGACAUCCUGCCGCUGGGCCUGCUGGAGAAGAGUCACGUGAUGCAGUGCUUCCUGGAGGAGAUGACCCGCGAGGGAUUCUACCCCGACCGGCCCCACGUGGAGACGCUGGCCGGCCAGGUGGAGUACUAUCCCGCCGCGGGGGGCUGGGAGUAUUCCGUGACGGGCUGCAAGCAGGUGGUGGCCAAGGUCAACCUGCUGUGAAGAUGGACGCCAUAACACAAAUGACUCCAGGAAGAACUUUCCAGUAAGUUCUUCUUCUGGCCAAUAGACAACCACACUGUCACACAUUUAUCAGGGAACUAAGUGAAGGACACAACUUUUAACAGUCAGAAGGUUAGUUUGAUAGCUACAUGGCUAAUAUGCUAGCUUUUGGAUUGAUUGAUUGAGACUUUUCUUAGUAGAUUGCACAGUGAAGUACAGAUUCACAAAAAGUGACCACUAAAUGGUAACACCCCAAUAAGUUUUUCACACUUGUUUAAAUCCACGUUAAUCUAGGCUGACCAUAUUCUGAAAUCCCAAAAAGAGGACACAAAUAUGCAUGUCAAGGUCACCUGACUUCCUGUUGUCGUCUCUUAAAGGGUCUCGUUAGAGUCUUUAACUCAGUUUAAACAAAGUUUAACUCAGUUUGAACCAAGUUUAACUCAGUUUAAACAAAGUUUAACUCAGUUUGAAACAAAGCUUAACUCAGUUUGAACCAAAGUUUAACUCAGUUUAAACAAAGUUUAACUCAGUUUAAACAAAGUUUAACUCAGUUUGAA